Lytechinus variegatus (green sea urchin) is the source of this 4850-nucleotide messenger RNA. It is a transcript of the gene eogt, whose product is annotated as EGF domain-specific O-linked N-acetylglucosamine transferase-like. The coding region runs from base 335 to 1921 and encodes 528 amino acids. Lineage: Eukaryota; Metazoa; Echinodermata; Echinoidea; Temnopleuroida; Toxopneustidae. The record is from RefSeq and is a predicted model, not a curated record. The transcript is spliced from 16 exons. Gene Ontology annotation, molecular function: protein N-acetylglucosaminyltransferase activity. Gene Ontology annotation, cellular component: endoplasmic reticulum lumen.
UCAUAAAUAAGAAAAUAUAUCCCACCCUGCAAAUAUUCCAACAUAUUUCUCUGCAGUGCAUGUCCAGGCAGUGGAUCUUGGCAGUGAAUUACAUUUCCCCCUUAUUUAAUCUAAAUUUAAUUUCCUUCCUGAAUGUUGUUUUCAACCCUCUCUCGGAUCGGAGCCGUAAGGGCCCGGUCCAGGCCAUGGAGGGUCAGCGUGCGAUACCAAUGCGGUACAGCACCGGCAAGAAGAUUGAAGAAGGGUGCACAAAGGUCAAAGUUAAACAGGAACAAAACAAAAGCCAUGCCCAUGUUCACCGGUAUAUUUCACAACAAGCAAAGUGGUGAGAAAAAUGGGAGAGACACGUGUGGGGACUGUCUGGUGGAUCUGCGUUGCUUUCUUCAUUACUUCCACCUUUUCCCAGGGAGUUUCAGAUGGGACAGCAAGAAAGUUUGUUGACCCCAACCUUCCUCCAUCUCAUUACUCUUUUUACUUCCAGAGUCAUCCUGGGAUAGCAGAGGAUUGUAGAAAAGAUGAAACAUGUCCAUAUAAGAAAGAUUUAGAUCAAGCCACGUGUUGGGGUUAUGAAAAAGGUUGCCUUGCUAGUCAGUAUCCUGGUUUCCCUGUUUGUACCCAACUGGCUAGGGGUUGGGUAAAGGAUAUAGAAGAACAACAGAAAAUGUUUUGGACACAGGCUGAUUUUGGUUUCAUCAAAAGUACCUUAGACUCAAUGAAAGUUAUAUGUGAACCAAAGUCACAGGAUGACUCAUUACUGGAGUGCAGCGAGCACAUACGUCAUUGUCGAGCCAAGAAUCUAUACCUUGAUCUCACAAAGCUUGGCUCAGCUACUAGUCGCAACAGAUUCAGUGUGGAAGCAUUUAACAAGCCAGGUGUUGUCGGCGGCCACUGCAAACUGGACAGAACCUAUCUGAAAUCACAGAGUAAACAUUUUGCAGAGCUACAAUCGUGGUAUGGAGAAUUGAAUGAAUACACAGAGAUGAACUUCAAGCCAGUGAAACACAAGAGGAAGUGUGAUGAAAUCAUAACACGUCCAACAAUCUUUAUGAAAUUUGAUGCAGGUGUGAAUAUGUACCACCACUUUUGUGAUUUCAUCAAUCUGUACAUGUCUCAACACAUCAAUGGAAGCUUUUCACAAGACAUCAAUAUAGUCAUGUGGGAUUCUAGUAACAUGAAAUAUGGUGACCUAUUCUUUGACACUUGGUCAGCAUUCACAGAUACUCAUUAUAUUCAUUUAAACACAUGGGAUGGCAAAAGGGUAUGCAUAGCUGAUGGGGUAUUCAGUCUGUUGCCACGCAUGCAGCGAGGCAUGUAUUAUAAUAUGCCUCUGGUUCCUCACUGCCAAGGUAGUAGUAUGAUGAGAGCUUUCUCACAACACGUGCUGCAUCGGCUUGGAGUUACGCAAGAAGGACCCAAGAAAGACAAAAUACAAAUUACUCUGCUCGACAGACAGACCAAGCAUCGGAAUAUUGUUAACCAAAAUGAGUUGAUAGAGGAAAUAGAAAACAUACCAGGAGUUGAAGUCAAAGUUGUUGUGUACCACUGGAAAACGAUGAAUUUCAUAGAUCAACUUCAGAUUACACAUAACUCAGACAUCUUCAUAGGUGUGCAUGGAGCUGGACUAACUCACCUUCUCUUCUUACCCGACUGGGCUGUUAUCUUUGAAAUCUCAAACUGUGAAGAUCUGAAUUGCUAUAAGGACCUUGCAGCUAUACGAGGGGUGAAGUAUAUGACAUGGGAGAACAAUGAUCUGCUGCAGAAACGAAAUGAGAUUGAUCACCCAAGCCUCGGCAAGCCACACGCCAAGUUCUGUGACUAUGAAUUUGAUGUACCAGAGUUUAGACGCCUCAUCCUGAAGGCCAUAUCACACGUCAGGAAUCACAAAGCCUACAAACAGCACCAUGAAAAAGAUGAGCUUUGACGAGGUAGGACUUCAUAUGUGACCUACCACAUGAACCUGUUGAAGACUACACCUAUGUGGGUUGAGGUUUCUGGUAAAUGUGUAAUUUGGCAGUCUCCAAUAGGGUAAAACCACAAAUAAGUUGCCAAUAGAUACCGGUAUAACUCUUAGGGGGUGUUGCAAGAAAAUAUUUGCAAUCACUCAGAAAUAUUCUGUUGCAAUUUUAUGAUUGACUGAUCGAUUUUAUCUGUAGCAAAUCAGAUUACACUCCUUGUUUCAUGAAGCAGAUUAGCCAUCAAUCGCAAAUUUGUACUUAAUUGCAUGACAUAUGCUUGAUUUAGGGAACAAAAAUAGACUUGCAAUUGAUCGCAAGUUUCUUGCAACGCCCCAUUAGUACAAACUCUCUGCUUUCAAAUGCCCUUUUAAAUGCAUAUUGCUGGAAAUGAAUUUACCCCAAUUCAGAGAAAGAAGCCAUAGAGUUCAGAAUAAAAGAGAACUAAUGCUUUGUUAGCUCUAUUUCUACAAUUACAGCACAGCAGGGAAGAACUGUAGCAAUUAUUAAUAUGAAGGGAUUAUGAGAAAAGACUAAAGCUUCUCACAUUUCAUGAGAAUCUAUUCCUAAAGCCCCACCUGCCCCCUCCCCCAAAAAGAAAAUUGUCAACUACUUUGAUAUAUUUCUGACUUAAAGAGGAGUAAAUUGAGGCAUAACAGUGCUGGGUGCUAUUAAGAGAGCUUUGAUAGAAAAGAGGUAAGCCAUUUGCAAAUGGCUAACAACUACUUUGGUUUGAGUGAUUUAUUGCCAAAAAACCCAAAUAUUCAAACAUGAUAGACUGAUAAUAAAACUACUGGUAACUAUAAUUUUCUUUAACAAAAAAAAUCUCUUGUUCUUCUACCUAAAUUAUUAUUGAGUUUUUUCUCAGUAAGUGUGCAACGUAUUUGUGAUUUAGCCUUGAUGGGUCAUAUAUUCUUGUAUGAAGCUUUUCAUCUUGUUACCAUCCAUAUAAAAAUGCUGCACUGUUUUAUUCUAUAAUUUAGAAUCUUAACUAGAUGUAGAGAUGUAUUAUCUUGUUUACAUAGUGGUAAAACAAUUACUGCUUUCAAAGAAAGAGCUUCUUUUUGUGUUCUGAUACAGAGUACUAUUAUCUUUUAAUGUCUUUCUUCAAAUAUUUUUUUUUAGGGAAAAGCACACUGUAUUUCAAGUGACAAAUAUCAACUAAAAAAUGUUGACUAAAAUGAGUGUAGAUUUUCUUUGAUCUAUAUACAGGGGCCACGGGAGGGGGGGGACUUGAGUCCUGUCCCCUCACUUUUUUCAAAACCAUGUAAAAGACGUAGAAAUUUCCAUAUGACUGUGAUUUUUUGCAUGGUCAGCCCCUUCACUUUUGGCUCAGCCCCCCCCACACUUUGAAAACCGUUCCGUGGCCCCUGAUAUAUACCAAUAACUUUUCUUGUGACCAACUAUCUGAUCCAUGAAUGGAUUAUAUUGUGUUACAUGUACAAUACUAGUAUUCAAGUCUGCAUGUAUAACUUGCUGCUACAUGAGAGAGUAUUUUGGUUUGUUAAGAAUAACAUUCCUUUGAAAAUUAUGUGUACAAAAUUUGAUGUGUACAUUUAACUGACUAUAUAGCAUGGACCUAUUAGAAGUAGUAGGUCCAUGGUAUAUGUAAUAAAAUAAUGAAAUAAGAGGAUUUCGUACCAGUCAGUGAUUUCACUGCCAUUCACAUUCCCUAUAGCUACUAUAUAUGUGUAUUAUAAGCCUCAAAGUACAACCUUAUAAUGGUUGAGACAAAUUAUAUGUGGGACUUGUCUUUAAUGAAUGAAAUAUAAUGCAUAGAAUAAUAUUUUCAUACCUGAAAAAGUGCAAUGUUGCUUCUCAUUUUUUUUUUAUCAACAUGAUGUACUCGCACAUACAUGUCAACUGUUCUAUGCAUUUGAAAACAAUCCAUCCCUACUAUUUUGAAGGAUACAUUGGUAUAGAAGACUAGCAUAACGCUGAAAAUUUCAUCAAAAUUGGAUGUAAAAUAGGAAAGAUGGAAUAUUUUAAAGUUUUAAUACGUGGAAUUGUCAAUGCCAAUGAAAUACUUAUGUUUCAUAUAAUGUAUAUACAACAGAAAUUGUGAGUGACAUCAUUAACCCUCAUUUUGGUAUCUUUGUUAUGUGCAUUUGAACUGUUUUGUAAAAAAAUAAGUGAAACUUAAGAACGUUUUAACUUUUGUAAUUUACAUCCAAUUUCGAUGAAAUUUUCAGCGUUAUGUUUUAUUUUCAUCUUAUUAUUCAAACCCACUUUUUGUUGUGGUGAACUUGCCCUAAGAUAAAUGUACCACCGAUAUAAUGAUAAUAAUUGAGGGUAUUUAUUUACUUCAAUAAUCGUGAUGUAUCCAUCUUCUGCUAGUUUCAUUUUUCAUGAACUGCCCUUGAAUAUAGUAUGCGCUUUACAAUUAUGAAUUAAGAAAAUAUAAAUUUACAAAUAAAACAGUAAAAAGUAUUGAAUUAUAAGAAAAACAUAAAACAUAUUACAUAUUCUAACUAAAAAUAUGAAAGGAAAGAUGCAACUUGAGUAUGAACGUAAACCCGGCCUAGAUCUAGAUGUAUUUAAGUACUUUCUAGCCUGCAUCCAGCUUUCAAUACACGGGUGCACAGAUGAAACAAUCACACAUGUCAGACUGAAAGCCCUAUCAAAGCCUAGAAAAUAAAUAGGUUUAAAGAUACAUUUAUGAUGAUUCUAUACUGUUGCAAGUCAUCUAUGAUUGAUGAGUCAUAGAGCUUUGUAUUACGGUGCAUUAUGUGUUGAAUAAAGCAAUUUACAAAAAUGUGAAAUUGUACAAAACACUGGGCACAGUACUCUAUAAUAUUAUGAUACAAUAUGAGGAAAUAUUAUUUGCUAUAAUUAUUAUCAGAGCUGCCAAGUAGUACUGAAUUUCAGUAUUUAGUACUGAAAAUGAGAAGAAUACUG